GUGAGAUAUGCGGCAGGCCCCAGGUCGCACCCGGUUAAAUGCGAAUAACUUUAUCUCGUCUCUUCCCUCUCUCAACUACUUCCCACUACAUUUGCCAUGCCCACGAACAACACAAACCUUGACAGGUCGUUCUUGACCGCAAAUAUCGAUGAUCUCCUUAAGCAGCUCACCACAGAAGAGAAGAUCUCCCUCCUUGCAGGCAAGGAUUGGUGGACCACUGUACCGAUUCCAAGGCUCAACAUCCCUUCCAUCAAGAUGACCGAUGGCCCUGGUGGCGCUCGAGGAGACUCAUUUUACCAUAUGACACCGGCUUGUGCCCUUCCAAGCGCUACUUCUCUGGCCUCCACUUUUUCUCCCGAUUUAAUCCAUUCAGCCGGUAAUCUCCUAGCACUUGAAACCCUUGCUCGCAAUGCUGUCUGCCUUCUUGCUCCCACUAUCAACAUCCAACGUUCCCCGCUCGGUGGUCGAGCAUUCGAAUCCUUCUCUGAAGACCCCACUUUGUCAGGCUUGAUUGCGGCCGCUUAUGUUGCUGGUCUGCAGGAAGGUGGUGUUAGUGCGGCGAUCAAGCAUUUCGUGGGGAAUGAUCAAGAGCAUGAACGGAUGGGCGAGGACUCUGUCAUCGCGCCUAGGGCGUUGAGGGAGAUUUACCUUCGACCAUUCCAGAUUGCACUCAAGAAGUCUAAACCACAAGCAUUCAUGACGGCUUAUAACAAACUCAAUGGGACGCAUUGUUCGGAGAACGAAUGGUUACUUGAGGAGCUGCUGAGAAAAGAAUGGGGGUUCGAUGGGCUGGUAAUGAGUGAUUGGUAUGGUACCUAUUCCAUUUCCGAAAGUAUCAACGCCGGGCUCAACCUCGAGAUGCCCGGGGCCACCCGAUGGCGUCCCAACGGACUAGUGACUCACCUUAUCAAAGCGCACAAGAUCGACCCCAGGCAGUUGGACAAGGUUGCAGGUGGUGUAUUAAGAUGGGUACAGAAGCUUGUGAAGAAAAACGAGGAGUUGGUAUAUUCACCGCCUGGCAAAGAGAAGACUAGAACUGAGGAUCAAGCAGAAGACGCCAAGUUGCUUCGUCGUUUGGCUGGGGAAAGCAUUGUACUUCUCAAAAAUGAGUUGAAUGUUCUCCCAAUCAGGGAACCCAAAAAGAUCGCCGUCAUCGGUCCCAACGCCAAGGCCAAGGUCCUCACCGGCGGUGGAUCUGCGCAACUUCGCUCAGCCUGGUCGUCAACUCCCUGGCAAGGUCUCUCCGAUAAUGCUCCCCAAGGUGUUGAACUUUCCUAUUCCCUUGGAUGUCACUCCGACAAGUUCCUGCCUAUACUUGACGACAGUUUUACCUGUCCUGAUGGCUCACCCGGCUUCCAACUUUCACACUUCCCCAUCACCUCCUCAGGCGAUAAAGCUGAGGAACCCGUACAUGUCGAGACAUGGGACUCAUCCGACAUGUUCCUUGCUGACUUUACCGCUCCUGGUCUGACUAAGGAGUACUUUACCCAGCUUGAUGCCGUCUGGACACCGGUGGAGGAUGGAGAGUAUGAAUUUGGAGUGGUCGUUACUGGCAAGGGGUGGUUCUGGAUCAAUGGAGAACUUGUUAUCGAUGCGUCAAGGGAAGAUGAAAGGUCAACGAGUUUUUUUAACUUGGGAACGAAGGAAAUCAAAGGCCGAACCAGGGCUACAAAGAACAAGAGAUAUGACAUUCGCUUCCUCCACGACACCCGGCCAUACUCAGUCAACAACAUUAACACUCCCAUCGCAAGUGCCGGUAUGCGUCUUGGCUACAUCCAGGUUAUCCCCGCUUCGACUCUCCUCUCUAACGCCGUCUCUCUCGCUGCAUCCUCAGACGUCGCCUUGCUCGUUAUCGGGCUUAACUCGGGCUGGGAAUCAGAAGGAUACGACCGUCCUGACCUUUCUUUACCGAUGGACACAGACAAGCUCGUCAAUGCCGUUGCGGAAGCGAACCCCAACACGAUUGUUGUCAUUCAAGCGGGUUCUGCCGUUUCAAUGCCGUGGCUCGACAAAGUGAAAGGUGUGGUGUUUGCUUGGUACCUGGGAAACGAGACUGGUAAUGCCAUCGCCGACAUUAUCUACGGGUAUACCAACCCUUCUGGUCGCCUCCCGAUGACAUUCCCCAAACGAGAGCUUGAUAUUCCCGCCAAUCUGAACUACAAAUCGGCACGCACCAGGGUUUAUUACGACGAAGGUAUCUGGGUAGGGUACAAGCAUUUUAAUGCAAGAGGUAUCGACCCUCUCUUUCCCUUCGGCCAUGGUCUUUCCUACACCACUUUUGCUUAUUCCGGCCUUCACAUCUCUCAAGUACCAGAAUCACCAAAGAACGUCGGUGCUGAUGGAUGGAGAGUGGAAGUCGGGGUGCAAGUGGAAAAUAUUGGCAUGGAAGAGGGAGCGCACACAGUCAUGUUCUGGCUGAGUCCGCCACCUGAGAGCCCGAACGGACUGAAGCACCCGAAGUGGACUCUGCAAGGGUUUCAAAAGGUUUAUGGGCUCAAACCAGGUGCAAAAAGAGAGAUCAAGGUCACGUUUGAUAAGUAUGCGGUCUCACACUGGGAUGAGCUCUGGAACACUUGGAGGGCGGAGUUGGGAGAGUGGACUGUUCGGGUUGGCUUAGACGCACAAAACAUCAGUGGCGAGAAGGCGACAUUCAAGAUUGAGGAUGAUCUUGAGUGGAGAGGCUUGUAAAGACAGUUCAAUAUAAAUAAAGGGCGUACGAAGUUGUGCAAUAUAGUCAUAUAUGUAAA
This is a messenger RNA of Cryptococcus deneoformans JEC21, 2747 nucleotides long. Its product is annotated as beta-glucosidase, putative. The coding region runs from base 97 to 2688 and encodes 863 amino acids. Lineage: Eukaryota; Fungi; Basidiomycota; Tremellomycetes; Tremellales; Cryptococcaceae. Gene Ontology annotation, molecular function: beta-glucosidase activity. Gene Ontology annotation, biological process: glucan catabolic process. The transcript has 6 exons. The record is from RefSeq and is a predicted model, not a curated record.